AUGGCAUCUUUACUUCGUCUUCUUCGCCUACGUUAUCUAGUCCUUAGUACCACUGUUGGUGGUAGUUAUGUAGUUCAUAAAAAAUAUAAUGAAUUACAUGAUAAACUACCUGAUAUAUCAUGGAUGAAAGAUUAUAUACCUGAAGAAAAUAUCGAUGCAUUGACAAAACAUUUAUUUGAUCUAAAAGAUUCUAUUACAUUUUCUAAUACCACUAAUAUACAAAAUCGUAUUAAGCAAUUGCAUGAAAGAUUCACUGAUUAUCUUUUAACAACAACAUCUUCCAGAUUAUUAAUUCUCGAUCCAUCAUUUUCAUUAAAUAAUUAUGAACGAAAAUCAUCAAAUGAUCAUUUUACAUUCGCAAAAUCAUAUCAAAAUAUGCAGACAACAAAUGAAGAACAAGAAAAAUUAAGAAAAGCUGCUCAAUUUCAAGCUCAUGAACGUCAAGAAAAAAUUCAACAAGAAAUGAUGACUAUACAAAUAAAAUAUCAACGUGAAAUAGAUCGAUUAGAAAAAGAAUUACAAUCAUUGAAAAAACAACUUUUAUUAAAACAAGAUCGAUCGACAAGCGGAAAAAAACAACGAAAAAUUAAAAAAUCACUUAUUGAUAUGUACAGUGAAGUAUUAGAUGAAUUAAGUGAAUAUGAUACUAAUUAUAAUAUUCAAGAUCAUUUACCUCGAGUAAAUAUGAUUUUUAAUUAA
Molecule: messenger RNA, 699 nt
Organism: Rotaria sp. Silwood1
Lineage: Eukaryota; Metazoa; Rotifera; Eurotatoria; Philodinida; Philodinidae
Source: the annotation of a GenBank genome assembly